Molecule: messenger RNA, 10329 nt
Organism: Odocoileus virginianus texanus
Lineage: Eukaryota; Metazoa; Chordata; Mammalia; Artiodactyla; Cervidae
Gene: KLHL15
Product: kelch like family member 15
Biological process (GO): protein ubiquitination; nuclear protein quality control by the ubiquitin-proteasome system
Cellular component (GO): Cul3-RING ubiquitin ligase complex; nucleus
Molecular function (GO): protein binding
Source: RefSeq, a predicted model, not a curated record
GGCCGCAGGCGCGCAGUCUCGCCCCCCGCCAGAGCGCCCCGGCUCGGCCCUGGAGCGGCUUCUUGUAGACGUUCGAGGAGCCUGCCGAGUGCCGUCCCGGCGCCCGACCGCCCACCGUCCGGCCCGUUGGCCCGCUUCUUCCUGAUGCAGACUGCCGUCCACUAGAGGCUGGACAGACCCCCGAGGUGAUCCAUGGCAGGGGACAUGGAAGGAUUCUGUUCCUCCAUCCAUGACACCAGUGUCUCUGCUGGCUUCAGAGCACUGUAUGAGGAGGGAUUGCUUCUUGAUGUCACUCUGGUUAUUGAAGACCAUCAGUUCCAGGCCCAUAAAGCACUCUUGGCCACCCAGAGUGAUUACUUCAGAAUUAUGUUUACUGCAGACAUGAGGGAGCGAGAUCAGAACAAAAUUCACUUAAAAGGUCUAACUGCUACAGGCUUCAGCCACGUCCUUCAGUUUAUGUACUAUGGAACUAUAGAACUGAGUAUGAGUACAGUUCACGAGAUUCUUCAGGCUGCCAUGUAUGUUCAACUUAUAGAGGUGGUGAAGUUCUGCUGCUCUUUCCUGUUAGCGAAAAUCUGCUUAGAAAAUUGUGCAGAAAUUAUGAGACUCCUAGAUGAUUUCGGUGUAAACAUCGAAGGAGUCAGGGAGAAGUUGGAUACCUUUCUGCUAGACAACUUUGUGCCACUCAUGUCCAGGCCUGACUUCCUGUCUUACCUGAGCUUUGAGAAGCUCAUGUCUUACUUGGAUAAUGAUCAUCUGAGCAGAUUCCCAGAGAUAGAGCUGUACGAGGCUGUGCAGUCUUGGCUGCGGCAUGAUAGAAGACGCUGGAGACAUACUGAUACCAUCAUUCAGAACAUUAGAUUUUGUCUGAUGACCCCAUCCAGUGUUUUUGAAAAGGUUAAGACAUCAGAAUUUUACAGAUACUCUCGACAGCUGCGCUAUGAAGUUGAGCAAGCAUUGAAUUACUUUCAGAACAUUCACCAGCAGCCUCUGUUGGAUAUGAAAUCAAGCCGCAUCCGCUCUGCCAAACCCCAAACUACAGUAUUCCGAGGCAUGAUUGGACAUAGCAUGGUUAACAGUAAAAUACUUCUCUUAAAGAAACCAAGAGUCUGGUGGGAACUAGAGGGCCCACAAGUACCUCUGCGUCCGGACUGCCUUGCUAUCGUCAAUAACUUCGUGUUCUUGUUGGGCGGGGAAGAGCUGGGCCCAGAUGGCGAAUUCCAUGCUUCUUCCAAAGUGUUUAGAUAUGACCCAAGACAAAACUCUUGGCUCCGAAUGGCAGACAUGUCUGUGCCACGUUCAGAAUUCGCAGUUGGUGUUAUUGGGAAGUUUAUUUACGCUGUAGCAGGCAGAACCAGAGAUGAGACUUUCUAUUCAACUGAGAGAUAUGACAUCACCAAUGAUAAAUGGGAAUUUGUGGAUCCUUAUCCAGUUAACAAAUAUGGACAUGAGGGGACAGUGCUUAAUAACAAGUUGUUUAUCACUGGUGGAAUCACCUCAUCUUCCACCUCCAAGCAAGUAUGCGUGUUUGACCCCAGUAAAGAAGGGACCAUAGAACAGCGGACCAGGAGAACACAAGUAGUUACCAACUGUUGGGAGAAUAAGAGCAAAAUGAAUUAUGCCAGAUGCUUUCACAAGAUGAUUUCAUACAACGGCAAGCUUUAUGUCUUCGGUGGUGUCUGUGUGAUCUUGAGAGCCUCUUUUGAGUCUCAGGGAUGCCCUUCCACAGAAGUGUACAACCCAGAGACUGAUCAGUGGACCAUCUUGGCAUCCAUGCCAAUUGGUAGAAGUGGCCAUGGUGUGACUGUGCUGGACAGACAAAUAAUGGUUCUUGGAGGCCUUUGCUACAACGGUCAUUACAGCGAUUCUAUUCUCACCUUUGAUCCGGAUGAAAACAAGUGGAAGGAAGAUGAGUACCCGCGGAUGCCCUGCAAGCUGGAUGGUUUACAAGUAUGCAACCUGCAUUUUCCAGAAUAUAUUCUGGAUGAGGUCAGACGUUGCAACUGAUGACAUCUUUCUCCCUUCAGAAAAGCCAAACAAAAUCCAUUUGCGACAAAGUAGUUAAUUAAAAAACAUAAGAAAAACCUCACCAGUUUUACUAUCAAAGCCAUUGGUCUAAUAUCGUAAAAAUGUUUUCAUUCUGUGCUAGCAUCCUUUUUUUUUCUUUUUAGUGGCCUCAAACUCAUGCAAUAAGUCAGUUGUAAGCGCUAGCUCUUGAAACUACUUCCAGAAGCAGUUUAAUAGAACAAUUCACUUAUCUGGGAAGUUGAUGUUAUGCUUUAAACAUUUCUUUCAAAUGUCAGCGUAGGAGUCAUGCAUCUUCUAAGAGAAGACCUGAUAAGUGUCACUGGAUGUAAUUUCAGUUCCUAUCUCUAGCUGAAAUCUUUUUGAACAUUUAUUUCAGUGUAUUUUAGUCUGUUAGACUUUUUGAUUUUAUUAUUUAAGUUUAAAACUCUUGACCUUUUUGCAUGGCUUUUUGCUGAAAACGCAAAAGUAUAAAUUUUCUACAAGAUUAACUUUUUUAUAUUCAGAACACUAUUUCUAAGCUGCCUUCUCUUAUCUGCAUUGUGUUAGUGAAAGCAUAUCCAUACUUGCUUACAUCUUAUGAAUAUAUAAGGCACAUCCCCUUUUAUGCGUGGUUAGGAUUCUAUAUUUUUAAGCUAGUGCACUUGCACACACGGUUUGCCAUACGUGUUGUAUUUUAGAUGUAACGUCUUUUCAUGUAUUAACAUUUUUAGAAAGAUAAUAACUGGAGUCCUCGUUUCGUAUCAGAGUAGCCUAUCUUCAGUCCAUACUGAUUCAGUAAUAUUCAAACUCCUUAUAUUCCUGAAACGUAUGGUUUUAUGAAAGUUAACAUUUUAUGUUUUACUUUCAAAAGAAAACAUUAGUGUUCCUUAUCGAUGUAUGUCUUCUUUUUGAAAAUGUUUUUCUUUGCAGUCUGUUUAAUGUUACCCUGUUUUUAGUGAGAAUUGGAGUGGUAUGUGACAAGGCCUGGCCCUGCAGCGUGCAAGCACUUUUAAAGAGAACUUAGGUAAUACCAGACUCCUAAAUAAAGGCCCCUUCAAAGUAAGUGCAACUCCCAUUCUUUGCAUUCAAUAAGGCUGCUGCAUCUGUUAUUGAAUGGAAAGUAGCAACUUGUGGAAAAUUUGAGCUCAGUUUUGACUUAGAGGUAAGGAAUAGAAUUAAUUAAUUAAUCUCAACUGGUCAUAUCUUCUUGUUUAUUUAGUACAAAAUAUUUAGCAGCACUGGGGAUGUAAGCCCUCAGCUUUUAUUUACUGAAAGCUAUUAGCAUGAAGGAUAGUAACCUCCAAGUUCAGAGUGGAUCAAGAAUAACUGUUCAAAAUCAUGGAUCAAGAAUAACUGUUCAGAAUCAUGGAUCAAGAAUAACUGUUCAAAAUCAUGGAUCAAGAUAACUGUUCAAAAAGUGUUUUAGGAUUAGCCGCACCUUUCAACUCAAAGGAAAAACAUAUAGUUGUCAAAAUUAAGCAAGAAUAACCAGGGAGUGGAUCAUUCAAAUUGAUGCCAUUUUAUCCUGAGUAGAGUCUAUAUCUGAUACUACGCUGGCAAAACUUGCCAGAUCUUAGAUGUUGGUGCAAUAUUGCAAUGCCUUCUAUACGGCUGUUGUAAAAAGUUUUGAGUUUCACUUUUUUUUUUCUUUCUUUCUUUCUUUUUCUUUUUUUUUUUUUUUUUUGCUGCUGCCACCACUGAACAUAAAAUGGAAGCGUGAAAUCAUGGAAAUGUGAAGAUUUGUUUCAUUUUUGUGAUUAAAAUAGACAACUGAAAAAACCUGAUUUUAAAACUCCACGGCUUGAGGCAUUUGAGUUUAAGAAACAGUCAGGUACAGAAGUAGUUUUUUUUUUUUUUUUAAAGCAAAACAUUGGGAUUGGUUUUAGAAAUCAGGUUAAUAUUCUUCGUGUAUGAGACAGAUUUUUAUUAAGUGGUCCUGUCAUUUAGUUUUUAAAAAUUAAAUUUGAUACCUUGUUUCCCAUGGUUAUAUGGGUAAAAGUCUUUUUAUACAUCUGAAAAAUCAUUUUUAAUCAUUGUACUUUUGAAAACUAGGAAUUAGGUGGGCCAUUUGAUUCUGUUUCUCAUGAAUUAGUUGGUGUAGUGAUUUAUAUGUGUGCUAUCUUGCUUUAAAGGAAAUAACAAUAAUGUCUUCAUUAUUUUCCUCAUUGUUGUCUUUUGCUGAAAAAGACUGAGACAGGGUACCCCUAUCAGGCUUUUACACUCCCAUGGUGGUUCUCUUUAAUUGCUUAGAUAUGACUCGUAGCCCUAGUUAAAGUAAGAUGGAAUAAACAAUUGAAUAUUCUUGGUCUUCAUUGUAAAAGCACAAGGCCAAGAUGAAAGUUCAUGUUUUGGAGAAUUUGUGAAAUCUUAACUUGAACUAAUUCUGGGUUCAGCUUCACACGUGAGUCAUGUCUGACCUGAUGUUAGCUGUAAUCAGUUUUGAGCUUUAAGAAUAGUUGUUAUUGCUUGGGUUCUGAAUGUAUGAGAAAACUCUUCUGUUUAUUUGUAGUGCUGACUUAGGUUAUUUUAAAUCCAUGAUUAACGUACAUUCCCUUUUAAAAUUAUGGUUUAAUUGCUGAAAGAUUUAUUUUUGUUAGACUAUGGAAAAUUUUUUCAUAGAAUUUUUUUCGAGUUUAUUUUUUGUGUGCUUCAUUUGGAACCAUUUUUGUUUAUAUACAUUGUAUGUGCUCAAAGUAGUUUUUUUUUAAAUUCAGUAAGAGAUUUAAAACUACAGUGUAACACGCUGUGAUCUUUGUGUGUUAAUUUUCAUUUUACAUUUUAAAUGCCAGACUUUACAAAAAUAGCUGAUCUUUAUUAAUUGCAUCUUAAUUAGAAACAUUUGUUCUCUUCCAUGUCUUUGACCUUCUAAGUUUUUAUUUUAGUCUGCUUAACGAAAAUCCUUGCACUACACCCUUUUCAUAAAAUUCAAGAUUCUCACAUUGAAGGUUUUGUAUUGGAAGAAAUACUACUGGUUUUUAAAAAGCAAGGCUUAAUUAAUAGAAUUAUUAGCAUUUCUUGAGACAGCUUUCUGUGUCCUCAUUACUCUGUGUGAGUGUUACUAUAAUUUGUGAAAUAUUGACUGAGCCCUUCACUUAUCUUUUCUGAAGCAGCACCUUUGGACACCUCAUUCUGGGAAGCCUGCUCAAGUUAUAGUAAAGGACACACACAUUUGUGUGGGGAGAAGUGAUAAAAAAUGGAGAGUUGUGUCUUAAUUACAUGAAACUAAGCUUUAAAAUAUUUUAUAACAAAUUAUUUGAGCUGCAUAAUCUAAACAUGUCAAACGUUCAGUGGGACUAUUUUUAUAUAUGUAUAUGUGGUUGUAGGUCAUAACAUUUCAGUUUAUAAUAUAAAUUGUUAUUUCAGUUUAUAAGCUAUCUCUCAGAAAAGACUAGCUCUUUUGAGAAUACAUAAUUUAAAGUUUUAGAGUGAAGUAAAACACAACAUAGAUAAUAGUGUAAAUUAGAUAUAAAUGAGGGCUAUAUGGCAGUAAAACUGCUAGUGCCAUUUUUCCUCUUUGUCUAUUACACAUUUUUUAUUUUAUUUUUUUUGUACUCUGAACAUUUUUAGGGAUCAUACAUUCUAUCAGAUUAGAGUUGGUUUGGGAAUAAGUAUCUUCUAAAAAGAGAUUUAUCUUAAAAAUGAAAUUCCUGAAAAAUUAGUUUAUCAAGAGUUUAUAAAGUCAAAUAUUCCAUAGACAUAGACUGGAAUAGGUAAACUCAUGAAAGUCAUAUCCUUUCAGUAUACCAGUAUAACUUCAAUAUUAAAUGAGUAACAUUGAGAGAAUGCCAUCAGCUUUGUUCCCCCUUAAUAUUGGAUUUUCGUUUUACAUCUUUGGGAACAACUACAUUAAGAACCUUAUUAAUCAGUAUAUCAGUAAGGAUUAGGUGUUUGCUUUCGGAAAGAAUGUUCCAGUGAGGUGAUCAGAGAGGUUAUUUUCUACCUAACUUGUUUAUGCCCUAUACCUCUUGGGCAUACUUUGUCUAUAGAAGAAAUAUUUUGACCUUUAGGUACAUUUUGGGCCAGUAGUCAAGUAAUCCUAGGACUGAUUUAAAAAUCUUAGACUAAUUUAAGGUUUGCCUUUUAUACCUAUUUUGAAAGCCUUUACAUUUCUGUCAGGUAAUUUUUCCCAUGCCGUGAAUAUAAAACAUGUUUAUGCUAUCCAUUCUGUUUUUAAAUUGAAAAAAAUGUUAAAAGUGUUUAUGAAGAAAAGUUUAAAUAAAAUAUUUUCAAUCUUUAAAAUAUACUUCAUCUCUUAUUAUUUACUAUCUUGAUAUAAUCUAUCACUUUCAAAGUCACUCAUGACUUGAUUAACAGUAUACAUUUUAUUUUCCUUCAACCUGCCAGGGAAGUGCCACAAAAAUGUAAUUUCUACUGAUGCUUUCAGCCACAGAUUGAAAUGAGAGCAUUUGAGUGAAAUUAUUUACACUUACAUGCAAUGGAAAUUUUAUAAUGAAGCCAAGUAAUUAAAGUUCCAUGAGCAGAGUUUUGCAGAAUGGAAAUAGAGAGCUAAUAGCAUUUAUAAACCCUCAAGCUUUAGUUUGGUGAUUUUUUUUAUUUUCUUUAGCAUUUAUGCUUCAUUGUUCUUAAAGGCAUUUCUGAAAUUAGGGAACCCAGCAGAAAUGAAUCUGCUACAACACAAGCACUUGGGUAUUUUUAGGCACAUAUGUGCCUUCUUUAAAACGGACUCCGGAGAACGACAGGAUUCCCUGGAUCUUGGCCUCAAGCCACCUUUCUAGCCUCUUUUCUUAUCACUUCCUGCACUCCUUUCUGUUGUGAUCUUUGUAUGUUAAUUUCCAGCUUCAAAUCACUUGCCUUCUUUUCCCUUUCCUGCUUGCAAAAUCCAUUUAUUUUGCAAAGCCCAACUCUAAUGCUCUUCUCUCCUACUGAAACCUGUGUUACUUCCAUUGAAUUAAUUGCCUCUUCUGUACUCAACACAUUUAUAGCUCUUAUUUCAUUUUGCAUACUAGUUGGGUAUAAUUCCUUCCACAAUUAGAUCAUAAUCUCCUUGGAUGAAGGGACUGUCUUUUAUUCCUUUUUGUACCCUCAUAUCUAGCGUGAUACUUUUUGUACAUAAUAGGCACUGAGCUAAAUGUUUAUCGCAGCAUGUGACUAAUUCUACCUGAGCUAUAGAAAGAUGCUGUAGACAUUCAGAAGAGGGAGACAAUAUAGUUCCCCAAGGUUUUUGUCUGUGCUUUUUUCUCAAGUCUACUGCCUGUCCAGUUUCACCCACAGCUAUGGCUUCACCUACCACUUUUAUUCUAAUAUCUUGUAAAUCUGUAUUUCUCAACCGAGAAAUAUCUCCAACUAUCUCAUGAACAUGUCUUACAUGCUUUAUAGGAAUCUCAAACUGAACAAGUGCAAACCUGAAUGCAUUAUCUCCCUCCCUGCAAACUUGCCCCUUGUCCUGUAUUUUCUGUAUUAUUAUGUAGCUCUAUCACUGCCUGAGAUCGUUCCAAGUCAGAAACCUGGAAUUGUUUACCCUUGCCUCUCUCCCACUUCUCCCCAACAUCUUAGUUCAUCUACUGUUAUCACUGCCCUCACCUCUCUGUCCAUACUGUCCUCUUGGAGCUUUCUCUCCAAUCUUCUACCUCCACAACCCAUUUUCUACUUUGCUGCCAGAGGGAGCUUUCAGAAGGUUAAUCUGGUCCUGAGAUUCAGCCGCAUUUAAUAAUCUCCCUUCACCAUGGGAAGAAGAUCCAGACUCCCUAGCAUGCCCUUCGGACCUGUUCAGUCUCUCUUGUGCCCAAUUCUCCAGCUAUGCACGAUGCUGGGAGUUCCCUGAAUAUGUCAUGUUUUCUCCAGCCUGUCUGCCUUCACACAUGCUCUUUCCAUCUUCCUUUCCUGGCUAACCCUUUCUUGGCCUUCAAGAACCAGCCCGAGCAUCAUGGCCUUUGUCAUCUUUUUGAACUGUCCCCUAUGGAUACCUAGAUCCUACCUUCUCUGACACUUGAUUAUGACUGUCUUCUUUAACUAUACUCAUUGAGGAAAGAUUCUUUUUAUCUUUAUUUUCCAAGAAUCUGAUAAUGUCUGGCACAGGGUCAGUCUUCCUUAAUAAAAAUAGAACCCAGAAACUUGGAAGGUCACCAAUGAAAUGCUCCUGGUGAGGAGGGGCAGUUUUAUUAGAGAGCUUGAUUGUCUGCCAAAACGGACCUCCCUGAGGAAUUUUCCUCCAUUCAGUUUCCACUAGCACUGCUCCUGUGUCUAAAAGGUGGAUGCAUACAGCUAUACAAUUGUUAACAGACAGUUCUUCCCUUAAUAUCCAAUAUUUCUGACCCAGGGGUGUUUUGUAGAGCAUUAAUCUCCUGAAAUGCUCUGGGUAGAGGAUGGGGCAAGUGUUCAGUGGUCACAAUAAUCUUAUGAGACACUACAUUUCAUCUCUCGAGAAUCUCAAACAGCAAAUAUAAACAUCUCUGAGAAGCCCUGAUGUUAAUUCAUUUUUAUUUGGUUUAGCUAGGUGUAAAUUAAACAUUUGACCACUGAGCUUUUUUUCAUGGAAUAUAUAUGAUCCACGAUUGCUCUUGUAAGAGCCUGGCUAAUGAGUAACUGAAAGAAAACAAUCACAAAGGACCACUGAUUCAGGCACUCUGGUCUACAAAGUAGGACUUGCUCCUGCAGCACCAGUUAGAUUCCAGGCUUGAAGUCAACAUCUUGCCAAGAUGACAUUACCCUGGAGUUUUCACAUCCCAAGGAAGGUCCCACCUUCUCCCCCCAGUAGUAAGAUAAGUUUGUAUAAUUAAUUUGUACAACUUGUGUGAUUUAAGGAGCAGGACUUCCAGAAUGGCCAAGUAAGGAGCUCAGCAAAUCCUCUACCUAAAAAGCAAUGAUAAAAGUGAGCAAACUCGAGACUUCUUUGAAGGUCCAGUGGUUAGGACUCUGCACUUCCAAUGCAGAGGCAUGGGUUCUAUCCCUGGUUGGGGAAUUAAGAUCCUCCAAGCCGUGUGGUGUGGCCAGGAUAAAUAAAUGAAUAAAUUUUAAAAAGCAAACAAACUUGUCCAAAAAAAAUGUAAAGACUCUGGAAAUUGACCAAAGGCAUACAACAAAUUGAGAAGCAUUUAUUUGAGAAAAUGUACUGAACUUGAGGAAAGAACGGUGGGAAUCUGAUGUUUUAGCCUGAGGCUGUUUCCAUCCCAACUCCCUGUCCUGGAACUCUGUGGCAUGGAAAUUCUACCAGGGUCAUCAGAGGGGGCCUGCCUUCCUUUGGAAUGGAGUGUGGAGAGUCCCACGUGUCAUUGUGGCUAACACUGCAGCUCGUCUGAGGUCUCAGUAGUGAUCAGGUUUAGCAAUAGACAGUGGACAGGCCAGGAGAUCUUGAGAAUUAGAUAGCUCCUGGUGCUCCAGGAAGCUGUGCUCAUGGACAGGGCCAUGUGUAUCUAAGGGGAGUCCUAAGAAGGCCCUAUGAAGCUACUUGUCCCUGGCUGGAUGUGAGGCCUUGUAAACACAGAAAAUAAAAACUGCAGCAGACUUGGAAACUGCUCAAACUUUGAAUGCAUUCCCCAGGCCACACAUAGAUUGCUCAGCAAAGAGCAGAAGCCUUACUGGCUUAAGGUGUUUAAGUGUAACUUCUGAGCAGUCAUUGGUUGACCACAAAGCUGUGUUGACUCAGGUGAUCCCUGGAAUCCAAGCUUAAAAAUAAAAACAAGAAUUAUAAAGGAAGAAACAGCUGAGCCAUCAGUGGCUGUACAUGGGGUGGGGGAGGCGAGUGGGGGAUGGCCUCCAUAGAAUUCCUCCUGGCGAGUCGCUAAGCACACAAGCCAGAAAAACCACAAAAAAUUUAAAACAAGCCAAACAACCACACAGAAGCCAGGGUUGCUAAAAUAUAUUAUCUGUAAUGUUUUUAAUGAAAAAUUACAAGACAUGCAAAUAAAUAGCAAAGUGACCAUACCCAGGAAAAUAAGGAGUCAUUAGAAAGCUGUCUCAGGGAUCAGAGUAUUAUGGAGAUGAGUGAGAUUAGUUUUAUAUCCUGUAUUCCACAUAAAAUUUUAUUGAAAACAAUUGCACAAGUCAUUAAAAUUUCUUUGAAAAUAUUUGUAGUGAUUGCUUAGUGUUCCGUAAUAUGGCUAUACAUAAUUUAUCUAACUAUGCCCCUAUUGUGACACUAUACUACAUUUUAAAAAUUUCUUUCAUUUGAUACAUUCCACGCUUUUGAUUGUUUCAUUUAUGUAGUUUUGUAAGAUGGAAUUAAAAAAUGAACUAAGAUCCUUGAAAAAUAUUGCCAGGCUAAGCUCCAGGAAAGUUGUACAAUAUUAAACUCACAUCAGCAGUGAAUAUGAAUUUCUCUAUUACCACAUCUUGUACUUAGAAAUAAAUAAAUUAGCAAUUUAA